AUGAAUGGUGAGGCACGGCCAAGAGUAGUUGACCAAGAAGCUGGCUCAACUCCAUCUACUUUGAGAGAUGAAGAUCAUCCGUCCACGCAAAGAUUGUUCCGAUGUCUCCCUUUUGACAUAGAUCUCAAUCCCUUACGCACUGUCAUAGCGGAAUUGGUUGGGACAUUCAUUCUAAUGUUCAGUGUGUGUGGGGUUAUAAGCAGUACCCAACUAUCCGGUGGCCACGUCGGAUUGCUAGAGUACGCCGCCACCGCUGGAUUAUCGGUUGUGGUGGUAGUUUACUCCAUCGGACACAUCUCCGGCGCCCAUCUAAACCCUUCGAUCACCAUUGCUUUUGCCGUCUUUGGUGGAUUUCCAUGGUCUCAGGUUCCGCUAUAUAUAACGGCGCAAACGUUGGGGGCAACGGCAGCAACCUUAGUUGGGGUGUUAGUGUACGGAGUAAACGCGGACCUUAUGGCAACAAAACCUGCGUUAAGUUGGGUUUCUGCAUUUUUCGUUGAACUCAUAGCUACGAGCAUUGUCGUGUUCCUCGCCUCUGCUUUGCAUUGUGGUCCUCAUCAAAACUUGGGUAAUUUGACGGGGUUCGUCAUUGGAACAGUCAUUUCCCUUGGAGUGCUUAUUACCGGGCCGAUUUCAGGAGGAUCGAUGAACCCAGCUCGAUCACUAGGACCAGCGGUGGUGGCAUGGGAUUUUGAGGACUUAUGGAUUUACAUGACGGCUCCGGUGAUUGGAGCUAUCAUCGGAGUUUUGACAUACAGAUCAAUUAGCCUCAAAAGCAGGCCUUGCCCUUCUCCACUCUCCCCUUCCGGCUCUUCACUUCUACGUUAA
Molecule: messenger RNA, 828 nt
Organism: Capsella rubella
Lineage: Eukaryota; Viridiplantae; Streptophyta; Magnoliopsida; Brassicales; Brassicaceae
Product: probable aquaporin NIP7-1
Exons: 5
Coding region: 1-828 (275 amino acids)
Biological process (GO): transmembrane transport
Cellular component (GO): membrane
Molecular function (GO): channel activity
Source: RefSeq, a predicted model, not a curated record